AUGGAUGUUCAGCACAGAGAAUUUGUGAAGGAAUCGAGCAAAGAAAAGUACAGGACAGAUUAUGAACAUCAGAAUAAGGUAAAGAAAACAAGCAUUGAGAAGUAUAAGAUAGACUUGGAACAUCAGAGAAACGUGAAGAAAGCAAGUACUGAGAAGUAUAAGACAGACUUAGAGCAUCAGAGGAACGUUAAGAAAGCAAGUACUGAGAAGUAUAAGACAGACUUACAGCAUCAGAGGAACGUUAAGAAAGCAAGUACUGAGAAGUAUAAGACAGACUUACAGCAUCAGAGAAAUGUGAAGAAAGCAAGUACGGAGAAGUACAGGACAGACUUGAAACAUCAAGAAAGGGUGAAGUGUAUAAGCAAAAACAAGUAUGACACAGACUUGGAGCACCAGACUAUCGUCAAAGAGAGAGUAUUGAGAAAAUACAAAGAAAAUGAAACUUACAGGAUGAAAAACAAGGCUGCCAAUGUUCAUAGAUAUCGUACAAAUGAAAGUUUUAAAGCAGCGAUGCAAGAAAAAUCUGCAAGAAGAUAUCAAACUGAUUCUGAAGUUCGGUCAAAAAUGAAAAAUCGCAGUAAAACUAAGUACCAGUUAUCAGAGGACUUAAGGAAGAACAAAAAGAUUAAAGUUACACAAAACAGGAAAUUGAAACAAUUGAACUUGGAACAGGAAGAGGAAGUUAUCAAAUCGUUUAAGAGAUUGGCUAUGGAGGGUCCGAAUUAUGUUUGUAGUUGUUGCCAUAGACUUUUGUUUAAAAAGCAAGUUCAAGCAUGUGAAUACCAGAUGUAUACAAAAAGUGAAUCAGCAAAGUGUAUAUCUGAACUUUGUCUAACAAACAAGUAUUUGCAUGAGUGUUCUGAAUCUUGCCAAGAAGGGUGUACUAAGUCAUCAUUAUGGAUAUGUUACACUUGUCACAGGAAGAUAAUGAAUGGCAAAGCACCAGCUGAGGCUGCAGUGAACGGUAUGAUGCUGGAAGAUGUUCCACCUGAAUUGACAAAAUUGAACAGUUUAGAACAGCAUUUGAUUGCGAUUCACAUACCAUUCAUGAAAAUUAUGGCUCUUCCUCAUGGUCAACAGAGAAAUAUACAUGGACCUGUUGUUUGUGUGCCAUCGGAUAUGAGAAAAGCUGCCAAUUUACCAAUGCAUCACGACGAAAACCUGUUGUUACGUGUUAAGUUAAAAAGAAAAUUGAAUUACAAAGGCUAUUUUGAAUAUCAGUUUGUUAGUACAAAGAAUGUCCUGUCAGCCUUAUCAUACCUUAAAGAAAACAACCAUUGGUACAAGGAUGUGAAAGUUGAAUCAAAUUUGGACGAACAUCCAGAGAGUCAUGAGGAAAUGCCAGAUGCUGUAGUUAAUACAAAUGAAACUGAAGAAGCUGAAGAGGAAAUGGUUGCAUUUGAUACAUGUUUACAACCAAUUGAUGUUGCACAGGAAGUUUUAGACCAUUAUUUUGAUGAUGUGUACAACAUUGCACCAGGCGAAGGUAAAAACCCAGUUCGAAUGUUACAGGAACCUGGUAAUGAAGCUAAGGCUUUUCCUUGUCAUUUCCCAAGUGGUCGAUUUUCCUGGAAUGAAGAAAGGUCAGAAAAAUUAACACUUUCUAGGUACUUUAACAAUAGGUUAAUGAAUGCAGAUAACAGAUUCGCAAAAGAUAGCAAUUACAUUUUCUUUAGCCAGUAUAUGUCUGAAUUGAAUCAAGUGAUUGAGAAAACGCAAAUUUCAGUCAGAAAAUCUCUAUCAAAUUGCACUAGUGGGAAACCAGUUACAUUGGAAAUGUUGCAAGAUCCAAGUACUCUUUCUAGGUUACUGAGAAAUGAUGAUGCUAUAAGAUUUAUGCAACCAAUUAGAGGAACACCUGCUUAUUGGGCAACUGCUCAAAAGGACCUCUUUGCAAUGCUGCGACAAUUAGGAAUUCCAACUUGGUUUUGUUCGUUUUCUGCAGCUGAAUAUAGAUGGAACGAUGCUGUUAAAGUCAUAUUACAACAACAAAACGAUGACAGAAACCCAGAUCAAAUGGAAUGGUCAGAAAAGAAUGAUGUUUUAAGGAAAAAUCCAGUAACAGUGGCUAGAAUGUUUGAACAUAGAUUUCAAAUAUUUCACAAGGAAGUAAUACUUUCCCCAGCCGAACCAAUAGGAAAGGUAGUUGACUUCUUUCAAAGAGUUGAGUUUCAGCAGAGGGGAUCCCCACACAUGCAUUGUUUAUACUGGAUUCAAAAUGCACCGAGUAUUGAUUCUGAUGGAGUUGAAGCUGUAUGUAACUUCAUUGACAGAUAUGUGACAUGUGCUGUACCAACAGAAAAUUCUGACGCAGAAUUAAGGAAAAGUGUCUUGGAAGUGCAGCAACAUAGUAAGAAACAUUCGAAAUCGUGUAAAAAGAAGGGUACAGAAUGUAGGUUCAAUUUCCCAAGGCCCCCAUCCCAAAAGACCUUCAUUACAAGUGUUCAAGAGGAAGAAAGCUCGGAUGACUGUGAAAUUGAUUCUGAAACAAUGGUAAACAAAGCGUAUGCGAAGGACAUAUUAGUUAGUGUUUGGGAUAAAAUACAGGAUGAAGAUGAAGAAAUCCUUACAACAGAGAAGUUAUUUGAUGAUCUGUCACUAACUCAGGAACUCUACGAAGAAGCCCAUAAUAUGUUAUCAUCAAAAAGGUCAAUUAUUCUUAAACGCUGCCCAAAUGAAGUGUGGACCAAUCAAUAUAACAGGUGCUUGUUAAAAUCAUGGGAUGCUAAUAUGGACAUACAGUUUGUAUUGGAUCCAUUCAGUUGUAUUGUUUAUAUUGUUUCCUAUAUUUCAAAGGCAGAAAGAGAAAUGGGCAUGUUACUUAAACAAACAAAAUUGGAGGCCGAAGAAGGAAACUAUGAUGCCAGACAGACAAUGAAGAAGAUUGGUUCAGCUUACUUGCAUCACAGAGAAGUAAGUGCUCAAGAAGCUGUGUAUAGAGUGUGUAACUUGAAGAUGAAGGAAUGUUCUAGGAAAGUUGUUUUUGUACCCGUUGGCGAUAACCCAGUGCGAUUAAGUAAGCCCCUGUCUUUGUUGAAAAAGAAAUCUUCAAAAGAUGAAUUGAUAAAUGACGAAGAAGAUGACGAGAAUGACGUUUGGAUGACAAACAUCGUUGAACGUUACAUGAACCGGCCGGAUAAUGCAGUUUUUCAUGAAAUGUGCCUUGCCGAUUUCUGCUCUGAAUUCAGAGUGCUAGCUAGAUCUCAAGUUCCUAAGACGGCAAAUCAAAAUGUGUUUGAACUACAGAAUGGGAAGGGUUAUGUGCAACGAAGAACCAGAACACAACAUGCUGUUGUAAGGUAUCCUAGAUUCAACGUUGAAAGAAUGUCAGAAAAAUACCAUCAAUCUGUUCUGCAGCUUUUUCUCCCGCAUUGGACAGAGGCACAAUUGAAACCACCAGGGUUUGAUUUAUAUGAAGAUUUUUAUAAAACUGGACACGUGAAAUUUUCUGGCAGCAAUCGUAAACAAUCAGUGAAGACAGUUGUGGAUAUGAAUCAUUCAAGGUAUGCAAGAAAUGAAGAUGUAAUUGACAUUGCUCAGGAAGCAUACGAAAUGAAUGGUGAACCAGAAGAUGCAUGGUCUCGCAUAUGUCCAGAAACAGAGGUUCUUAGAAGGGAAGGUAUAGCACUAAAAAAAGACAACCCGGUACCGCAGGAAGAUAGUGUGGAUGUUAUACCAGAUAUUGACAGUGAUCCACAUAAUGCAGAUGUGAUGUAUCAUGUUCAACAAAACACGAUCUCUAGAGAACAAAUGAUGCCUGUACUUCAAAGUUUAAAUGAAACACAGAGGGAAGUAUUUUACUUGGUGCGCGAUUGGUGUUUAGCAAAAAUUACAGGAGAGAAAUGUGAACCAAUGCAUUUAUUUGUAACUGGAGGUGCAGGCACAGGCAAAAGUCAUCUCAUUAGAGCUAUUCAUUUUGAAGCAUCGCGUUUGCUUUCAAGAAUUAUGUCUGACCCAGAGAGAAUAUCGGUGCUUCUCGCAGCAUUCACAGGGACAGCAGCUUUCAACAUUGGCGGAAAUACUCUACACCACUUAUUUUCAUUAACAAAGUAUUUUCCAUUGCCUUAUGAACCACUUGGAGAACAAAGACUCAGUGAGUUGAGAGUAAAGAUAGGAGAUCUUCAGAUUCUUAUCAUUGACGAAAUAUCAAUGGUGUUCAAAAAACUGCUCUACUACAUACACGAAAGACUGGUGCAAAUUAAGAAAUGUAGAGAACCAUUUGGAGGAGUAUGUGUUAUAGCUGUUGGAGAUUUCUAUCAGCUUCCUCCAGUUAAGCAGCGAAAAGAUGAAAGGCUUUAUAAACAGAACAUGACAUAUCCUAUGGACUAUUGGCUUGACUUGUUUAAGGUCAUUGAAUUAAAAGAAAUUAUGAGACAAAGGGAUGAUAUGCUUUUUGCUCAAGUUCUUAAUUCCCUUCGUGUAAGAGAGAGAAAUGAGCCAUUUACAGAGGAGCAAAGUUCUAUGUUAGAAGACUGUAUCAGGGAAGGACCAGAAGAUGCUCUUCAUGUGUUUUCUACCAACGAUGAGGUAAACACAUUCAAUCUCACUAUGUUACAGAAAUCUUGUGAAAAUUUAUUAGAAAUCGAUGCUAAAGAUUAUAGGAAGGACAAAACAUCUGGAAAAUUGAUACUGAAAAACAAACCUAUGACAAAAUCGAGAAGUGAUGGGCUUCCAAGCACCCUGAUCUUGUCCAUCAAAGCAAGAGUGAUGCUCACAAGAAAUUGCAAUGUAGAGGAUGGACUUGUGAAUGGAGUAAUGGGUCAUAUCUGUCGAUUUGUGUUUGAAGAAAACAGUAAUACAAUCGUUAAAGCUGUGGGAGUUGUUUUUGAUAAUAAGGAAGUUGGAAAAAAGUCAGGACAAAAAACAAAGGAUGGGAAUCUAGUGUUCAUAGAAAGAGUGCAGGAGGAGAUAAAAGACAAGAUAACUACAGUGAUACGGAAGAUUCAGCUCGAUUGCGAAAAACUUUAUAUGCUGAUCCAGAAGUUAAGACAGCAUUAA
Messenger RNA from Magallana angulata, 4998 nucleotides. RefSeq lists its product as uncharacterized. The transcript has 2 exons. Gene Ontology annotation, biological process: telomere maintenance; DNA repair. The coding region runs from base 1 to 4998 and encodes 1665 amino acids. Lineage: Eukaryota; Metazoa; Mollusca; Bivalvia; Ostreida; Ostreidae. The record is from RefSeq and is a predicted model, not a curated record. Gene Ontology annotation, molecular function: ATP hydrolysis activity; DNA helicase activity.